UAACUCUGUGUUCGUUCUGUGCCCCUUAUCCUCUCAUCACCGGCUGGGUGUUAGGCCUCCUCCUCUAAAACCCUUCUUCUUCUUCUUCCUCCUCCUCCUCCUCCUCCUCUGAAUCAGAAAUGGCUUCCACUUCAGCCACUUCAAUUUUGAAACCCUUAUCCAAAGCAGAUUCUUGCCUCCUCUCCUUGCCCUCUGUAUUCACCUGCAGACCUCCGCACUCCUUCCUCUCUUUCCCCUCAAAACUCAUCCGCUUCCAUCUUUCUUCUUCUUCUCAUUCUUCGCCCUUUUCACUCUCUAAGAAGAAGCCCCACCCCUCGUCCUUGGUUUCCUUCGUAGCCCAGACCUCCGACUGGGCCCAAGAAGACGACACCAUCACCAUUGACCCCAAACUCGGCGGCGACGAAGAGGAAGAAGAUGAACAAGGGCCCCAUUGGGAGAAUCAGGAGCUCAGUGAGACUGAGUCUCGUAUUUCUGAUUGGGAAGGCGAGGCCGAAGAUGGAGGAAGCGAGGCCGAAGGGGAGGACGGUGAAGGCGGACUUCUCGAGGAGGAGGAAGAAGAAGAAGGCUCUUAUGAGGAACCAAAUGAAGACGCUAAGUUAUUUGUUGGGAAUUUGCCUUAUGAUGUCGAUAGUCAGAAAUUAGCCAUGAUCUUUGGGAAGGCCGGGACCGUGGAGAUUGCUGAGGUUAUUUACAACAGAGAAACAGAUCAGAGUCGUGGUUUCGGGUUUGUGACUAUGAGUACCGUUGAAGAAGCUGAGAAAGCUGUGGAUACCUUCAACCGUUACGAAUUAGAGGGAAGGCUGUUGACUGUUAAUAAGGCUGCCCCAAGAGGUGCGAGGCCAGAACGCACACCUCGAACAUUCCAGUCGUCUUUCAGAAUCUAUGUGGGUAAUCUUCCAUGGGAUGUAGAUAAUGCCCGCCUCGAGCAGGUUUUCAGCGAACACGGUAAAGUAGUAGAGGCUCGGGUUCUUUACGACCGGGACACUGGCCGUUCUCGUGGCUUUGGCUUUGUGACAAUGGCUGAUGAGACUGGAAUGAAUGAUGCCAUUGCUGCUCUGGAUGGACAGAGUCUAGAUGGAAGGGCAAUUAGAGUAAAUGUUGCAGAGGAAAGACCAAGGCGCAACUUCUGAAAGUGAAGCAAGAUGAAUGAAUAUCCAAAGACCGUUUCUCUCUUUGUUAACUUUUUUGUUUCCCAGAAGGUAUAGGUGAGUUUUGUAGUGCCAUUGUUUAGCCACCUUCUUAAAGUGUAAUUUGAUUGUCUUUUAUGCUUCUAAAUUUUCAAGUCUGUUAUUGAUUUGGAUGAUGUACGAGUUACAAAUUUCGCAACUUCCACAUCCCCUCUUCCAUUUUUCCUCCCUCCAUCUUCUUCAUUACACUCUUAUUUGGCCCAAUUGAAUGGAAUUUAUAAGCCAGACAGCACCAAAAAAUUCACAUUUAA
Molecule: messenger RNA, 1438 nt
Organism: Momordica charantia (bitter melon)
Lineage: Eukaryota; Viridiplantae; Streptophyta; Magnoliopsida; Cucurbitales; Cucurbitaceae
Product: 28 kDa ribonucleoprotein, chloroplastic
Biological process (GO): chloroplast rRNA processing
Cellular component (GO): chloroplast thylakoid membrane
Molecular function (GO): mRNA binding
Source: RefSeq, a predicted model, not a curated record